CCCUUCCCCUCCAAACAUCAAGAAUCAGAGUGUACAGAUGCUCUGAGCUCCGACAUAAAUAAUUGAAGGAAGGAGGCUAGUCGACGGAGGAUCCACAGUCCAGUUCGAUUCCGAUGACCGAAACGCACAGUAAGGGCUUACGGGCUUAAUACUGCUCACCCGUCUCUUCAGUUAUAUACGUAUGUACAAGCUAGCGUUGACCUUUUAACAUACUCUUUAAGCCUUUUAAUUCAUAUCAUCCAAGUUUCUUUCCGAUUGUUUCACAUAACGUUUCCCCAGCAAAGAUUUGAUUCUAUCAAGCAUACCAUCAAUGGCGUCUUCCUCAACUUCAUCCGUUCAUAGGAGAAGCUCUAAGUAUGAUGUAUUUUUGAGUUUCAGAGGAAAAGACACUCGUAAGAACUUUGUUGAUCAUCUUUAUCAUGCUCUUCAACGGCAAGGCAUUUGCACUUACAAGGACGACAAGAGAAUCACGAAAGGGAAAAGGAUCUGUGACGAGCUCAUCAGUUCCAUUAAAGACUCAAAAUUUUACAUCAUUGUUUUCUCCAGGAACUAUGCAUCUUCGUCUUGGUGCCUGGAUGAGCUUGUGAAGAUAAUGGAGUGUCACAAUGACAAGACCACAGAAAAUACUGCUUUACCCGUUUUCUAUGAUGUCGCACCCAAGGAAGUCCGCCACCAACGCGGGGCAGUUAGAAAAGCCUUUGCCAAACAUAAAAAUAAAGAGGCUGCUGGAAAAUGGACGGAGGCUCUGAAAGAAGCAGCCGAUCUGGCUGGUUGGGAGUUGAAGAACACUGCUGAUGGGCAUGAAGCUAAAUUCAUCCAAGAAAUUGUCGAACGAGUAUCACUAAAGUUAUGUUCCAUCAAUUUCAAUUUUGACGAAAAAUUAGUGGGCAUGGAGACACGGGUAAAUGAUCUUGUAUCAUCUCUAGAAAUCGGUAUUGAUGAUGUUCGCAUGAUAGGGAUCAAGGGGAUGGGUGGUGGUGGGAAGACAACUUUGGCCAGAUCUGUUUUUGAUCAAAUAUCCUUUAAGUUUGAAGGUGUAAGCUUUGUUGAGAAUGUUAGGGAAGUUUCAAGCACUUCUUUGUCUGGUUUGAAGUCCUUGCAACGUCAAAUCCUUUCGGAUGUCUUAGAUGAUAAAGACAUCAGCAUAAAAGACGUGAAAAACAUGAUGAAGAGUAGGAUGCGUGGUAUAAAGGUUCUUAUUGUUCUAGAUGAUGUAAAUCAUCUUAACCAGCUUGAGGCAUUAGCUGGCGAGCCUAUUUGGUUUAAGCCGGGAAGUAGAAUUAUUAUUACAACAAGAGAUGAGAAAGUACUGUUAGCACACAAAGUGACAUUGAUUCGUGAUGUCAAUUUGUUAUCAGAUAAGGAAGCAAUUUGCCUCUUCAGUAGGUAUGCAUUUGGGAGAGAGAUUCCAAUUGAAGAUUACGAAGAGCUAUCAGAACAAGUUCUAUGUUAUGCAUCUGGUCUUCCCCUCACAAUCAAAGUUUUGGGUUCUAAUCUAUGUGGUGAAGAUAAGCCCAUAUGGAACGAUACCUUACAAAGACUAAAAACCAUUCCGCUAACCGAAACUAUGAAAAUAUUGGAAUUAAGCUAUACCAUUCUAGAGGAUGAUCACAAGGAAAUAUUCCUAGAUAUUGCAUGCAUAAUGAAAGGUUGGUUGAAAGAAAACGCAAUCCAAGCACUUGAAAGUUGUGGAUUUCAUGCUUUAAGUGGUUUAAGAGUUCUUCAGCAAAAAUCUCUCAUAACCAUCGAUGCCCAUUGGGACCAGGAGUAUGUAGGCAUGCAUGACCAUAUUGAAGAGAUGGGCAUAAAUAUUGUUCGUCGUUCACACCCAAACAUGCGUGAGAAACAUAGCCGAUUGUGGAAGAAUGACGUAAUUGAACAUAUAUUGGCUAAUGACUUGGGUACUGAAGAAAUAAGAUGUAUAGAAUUAUCGAGUACGAAACUCGAUCCUUAUACGCUUAUAAAAGGUCUUGGAAAGAUGAAGGCGCUUAGAUAUCUUUCCGUGGUUACGACAAACCAUUCAAGGGAUGCUGAACUUGAUACAUUUAUUCCAAGCUUUCCAGAUGCUUUAGGAUAUCUGAAAUGGGAUUCUUAUCCUUUUAGGUCUUUACCUGAAACAUUUCAAGCAAAUAAUCUUGUUACACUUGAGUUGCCUACAAGCGAAAUCGUACAACUUUGGGAAGGGGGAGAAAAAAAGGUUCUUGACAAGCUUAGAUUCCUUGAUCUCAGUGAUUCAAAAUUGAAGACCAUUGACCUUGAUCUAACCCCAAAUCUAGAGACGUUGAAUCUUAAGGAUUGUCAUGAUUUGGUAGAACUUUCAGAUGAUAUCUGGAAAUUGGAACAUCUGAAAUCUCUCGACCUUUGGGCUUGUUUGUCCCUUAAGAAUUUACCUGAGGUGUUUCAGCGGGUAGGGUGUUUAGAGAAUCUAAAUUUGUCUCCGGAUAGCAUUUCCAUUCCAAAAAAUCUGAAAUAUCUUCGCCUUGCUCAUUGUGAUGAGUUUGAGAAGUUACCUGAGGAUCUUGGCUGCUUAGAAAGUUUAGAGGUUCUAGAUUUGACAAAUACAAAGCUUAAACAUCUUCCGGACAGUAUUACUUUGUUGAAACACCUCACCAUUCUCAUACUUUACCAUUCUCGGUAUUUUAACAAGUUACCAGAGGACCUUAGUGGGUUAGAAUCUUUAAAGGAUCUAGAUUUGUCAUGUACAGAUAUCGAGCAUCUUCCAGAUAGCAUUUGUGAGUUGAAACAUCUGGAGUCUCUAAAUAUUAACGUUGUUUAA
Molecule: messenger RNA, 2776 nt
Organism: Lactuca sativa (garden lettuce)
Lineage: Eukaryota; Viridiplantae; Streptophyta; Magnoliopsida; Asterales; Asteraceae
Product: TMV resistance protein N
Biological process (GO): defense response; signal transduction
Molecular function (GO): ADP binding; protein binding
Source: RefSeq, a predicted model, not a curated record